Molecule: messenger RNA, 938 nt
Organism: Hibiscus syriacus
Lineage: Eukaryota; Viridiplantae; Streptophyta; Magnoliopsida; Malvales; Malvaceae
Product: thylakoid membrane protein slr0575-like
Exons: 9
Coding region: 46-864 (272 amino acids)
Source: RefSeq, a predicted model, not a curated record
UAAGAACAUUCAAAUAAUUUCGGAAGGACGUUACAAAAGAAAACAAUGAAAGCAAUAUCACCACCGUCGACGGCUGCCAUAAUCAUUCAUUCUCAUCAUCACUACCCUAGUCACCGCCGCUGGUUUUUAUCUCCACCGUCUCUAUCAAACCGUCAGUACCACCACCUCUCGGUAUCAAUCGCCAGACCCCAUAAUCUUAAGCUUACUUUCAUAGCAAAAGCGGCCGAUUCAACUUCUCAGCCUUCUGCUACAAAAACCAUUGUCAGUGACGAUGGAUUCUCACUUUCUAAGCUUUCAUUUGGUGUUAUCGGACUCGGUGUCGGACUUUCGCUCCUCUCAUAUGGUUUUGGGGCAUAUUUUAACAUUCUCCCUGGAUCUGAAUGGUCCGCAAUAAUGCUGACUUACGGCUUCCCUCUUGCAAUUAUCGGAAUGGCCCUCAAGUAUGCAGAGCUCAAACCGGUGCCAUGCUUGACCUAUUCGGAUGCUCAAAUGUUAAGGGAAACCUGUGCCACUCCUAUCCUUAAGCAGGUAAGGAAUGAUGUUACAAGAUACCGUUACGGGGACGAACAACAUUUGGAUGAGGCUUUGAAGCGGAUUUUCCAGUUUGGUUUGGGUGGAGGAAUUCCCCGGAGAAAUGCACCUGUUCUACAAAUGAUUCGGGAAGAAGUCACAGAAGAUGGUAAAUAUUGUUUAGUCCUGGUACUUGAGGCUAAAGCUUUGGAGUUGUCGGAUUUCGAAAAGAGACAGGCAAAAUUUGCUUCUUUCUUUGGACCAGGCAUCUCAGCUGAAGUUGGGAAGGGAGAGAAUGGUGAAUAUGAAGUUCGACUUGUUUCAAAUUCCACCUCUAAUGCAUCAGUUUCUUGAAGUAUACCUGAUUUCUUCAAGUUUUUUUUUUCUUUUCCUUUGCUGGUAAAUUUUGUAUUAUAUGUAUAAUCAUG